Molecule: messenger RNA, 1578 nt
Organism: Naegleria gruberi
Lineage: Eukaryota; Heterolobosea; Eutetramitea; Acrasida; Naegleriidae
Exons: 1
Coding region: 1-1578 (525 amino acids)
Source: RefSeq, a predicted model, not a curated record
AUGGAACAAUCAAAGCGAUCAAUCAUCAAACUCUUAAAUUCCACCUCCAACAACCAAGAAGAUUUUAGAAUAAUUAAAAAGCUUCCAAAUCAUGUUAUGAUUGCCAAUCAGCAACAACAAUACGAGAGAAUAAUUGCUCUCCGAAUGAGAAAUCAACAAUUUGUCUGUAUAUUAAAAUCCUUGUCAUCACUAGCACCAAUGAAUUUAGAAAGCAGCUGCUAUUAUCAAGGAUUGCAAUCGCCUCUAACGAUGCUCUUACCGACCAGAGAUAAUAUUUAUCAGGCAUGUGAUGGUGGCACCAAUGAUUCCUAUUGUGUUGUGAUGAAUUGUGUGUUGAGAGAAAGAUUAUCCCAAAUUAAAAUUGAAGUGACCGAUGGAAUUAUAUUGCAAAUUAUUUAUCAAUAUUUGGGAAUGAUGAAGAAAUUAGAUGAUUUCUUCAAAAAACCAAAUCAUCAGAGAAAGUGCAAUAGACCUGAAGUUAGUGUUGAAAGAUUUGAUAGAAAAUCAAAAAGAAUUGAUUUAAUAUUUGGAUCGACCGAUUUGUUGAGUAAUUGUGAUGAUGAACAAGAUGCUGAUAGGUUGUUAGAAAUAUCAGACGAAUUAUGUAUAGGAAGAAAUGAGUUUGAAAAAGAGAUGGUAUUUGAGAUUGUGGAAUUUAUCACACAAGAACAUGGACAAAAGAAUUUUGAUACACGAGUUAUCUUACCUCGAUUGGAAAAAGCAUUUGAAAGAAACGAGUUUUCAUCUAUUUACCUCGAUGUGUUCAAAUGUAUUAUGAAUGGAGGUCCUAAAGCCUAUAAUAAUCUACUCAAAUCCAGUUUAUUUUCAACAGAGACACCAAGAUGUGAAUCUUUUGGAUCAUUCUUCAGCUCUCUUAAUGAAAAACUUACAAGUUCAAAGAAAGUUUUUAUGGAAGCAUUCCAAAUUGGCUCUGAUUUAGCUCGCUGUAUCCAUAGCUCCUUGUCUGCUGAUAGGGACAUUAUCAAAAUGUUAAUCGAAAGUAAUCCAACAAAUAUUCAAAACAUAGAUACAAAUUCUAUUGAAUCUGACCGGGAAUUCAUUAAGGAAUUAAUUGAUAUUAAUCCAUUGAUUUUGGUGCAUGGUUAUUUCGAAAGCUUGGCUAAAGAUGAAGAACUGUGGUUGAGGGCUAUUUUGAAGAAUCCUAUUUCAAUGAUGGGUUAUUACAGAGAGGACUAUUCAGAAUCUGAGAAUUUUAAACAAAAAUUGAAAGAGAUUGCUGUUGAACAUGGCUAUUUGAUUACCCGUUGUGAUUUGGCAGAUCUAUUCUUAAAUGACCGUGAAUCUAUCAUGAAAUUACUCUCAAAAUAUGGAUAUGCAUACCCAAGAAUUCCAGAUGGAUUCAAAGCAGAUCUAGAAAUUGUAAAGAUUGCUCUCUCGAAUUGUGGACAUGUAUUUAGCAAUAUUCCUAAAGAAUUGAAGAACGAUAGAGAACUGGCUUUGAUAGCUGUGAAAGAGAAUGGGUGUGUUUUCAAAAUGUUGGAUUCUGAGCUUAAACAAGAUCCAGAAAUCAUCACCCUCGCAGGAAAAUAUGCGAAACCAGAUGAAGAUUACUAUUGA